AUGGCUUUGGUUGGUUGUUCUUUUUCACUGUACGUCCGCAGACACAUUCUGACAGCACUUCAGACAGCAGCUUUGUGCCCCGCCAGCUUCUUGUUCCAUGCCUACCAUGGUGUUUUUGUACAGACAGCACUUCAGACAGCAUUAUGCUGUAGUCGGCAAUCUUCCGUUUUGGUAUAGAGUGGGACAGGGAGGGGUGAUGCUACUGCUGUAGUCGAACGGUGGGACGGACGUGCAGUUCAGUUUUUGGGCACGCAUACGGUGCUGCAGGGAUUUUCAGGUGUAUGUACCUCUUCGGGCUCUUGGAUACCUUGUCUCGUCAUAUGUGUGCGUGUUCUCUAGAU
Molecule: messenger RNA, 341 nt
Organism: Ectocarpus sp. CCAP 1310/34
Lineage: Eukaryota; Phaeophyceae; Ectocarpales; Ectocarpaceae
Source: the annotation of a GenBank genome assembly